AGCGACAGCUGAACCGGCCAUAAUUGACAGUUAACAACAGUGGUUAACAGUUUUGAUAACAAAAACAUUUUCUUUUAAAUUUUUAUAAAAAACGAGUUUAAUUGUAUAGGUGAAAUAGUUGUUAAUGAUAAUAGUUAUUUUAAAACAUAGCAUUUUUAACACUGACGUUUUGUUUAUAAAGACAUUUGUGAAGAUUUAAGAAAAUGGGUGAGGUAGAUUUUCAGACCGCUCUUCUUUUGCAAUACAAAUUUGAUCAAGAGGCUAAACAUACUGAAAGUACCGACUCCGAUUAUCAGCUUGCUUUACAGCUUCAGGAACAGUUUAAAUCCGAAAGUGACAUAGAAAAGCCUAGAAACAAUUUGGCUUAUGAUGUUUCAUCUGCAAAUAAGUCAAAGUGUCUAGUAGAUCCUUCGUGGGAAGUUAUUGAUCCUACCCCAGAUGUACAUGUGUUAUUUGUAACAUUUAACGAGAGAUUCUUCUGGAACAAGUUAUUAGCAGUAACUGUUUCAUGGAGUAAACGAAUGACCAGCUGUGCUGGUAUAUGUUCUUAUCAAGGUAGAGCAGGUAUGUGUUCUAUUACAUUAAGUGAGCCAUUAUUGAAGCUUAGACCUAGAAAAGAUUUAGUUGAAACACUUCUUCAUGAAAUGAUUCAUGCUUAUCUAUUUGUAACACAUAAUAAUAGAGAUAGAGAUGGGCAUGGACCUGAGUUUCACAAACACAUGUAUAGGAUAAAUGCAGAAACUGGUACAAACAUUACUGUAUAUCACAGUUUUCAUGAUGAAGUUAGAUUGUAUCAGCAGCAUUGGUGGAGAUGUGAUGGACCAUGCCAGAAUCGAAAACCAUAUUUUGGAAUGGUUCGAAGAGCUACUAAUAGAGCUCCUGGGCCUAAUGAUAGAUGGUGGGCAGAACAUUCUAGAAAUUGUGGAGGAAAUUUUAUAAAGGUAAAAAGUCCCGAACCACAUGUAAAGAGCAACAAGAAAAAUACAACUACAGGAACAGUUUCAAAUACCAAAGAUUCUAAAAAUGAUAUAAGAAAAUAUAUAUCUAAUGUUGGAAGUGGAAGUGCUUCUAACAAAGAAAACCAGCCUAAAAAUUCUAAAACAUCAUUUAACACAAGUACUAUUUCUAAACCUGAUUUAGUGAAUAAUAUUCGCUCAAUUUCAAAUAAUGUGGGUGGUUCUCAAAUUAGUAAUGUUAUUCCAUCAAAAAGUAGUAACAUAUUUGGCUUUACUGGUCUUGGUAAUGGAACCACCUCAAGCGUAUUAACACCAAAGAAAGGUAGUACGAGUGGAAUGAAGGGUGUUGUAAAAAAUGCAGGGGGAAGUACAUUUGUUGUUACAAAACAAGGCAACCAGAAUAAUAAUACAGUUCAAAAUACCAAAUUAAUGAAAGCGACUGAAACUACUGUGGAAGUAUUUAGUGGAACUGGCAGAGCAUUGGGAGCUUCUUCUGUUCCUCAAAAUAACAGUUAUUCAGUUGUGAGAGAGCACUGGCUGAAUAAAUUUGACAAUAAAAAAGCAGAAGCUGUGAAAAGACCAUCAACUGAUGUAUUGCAGUCUUCAGCUAAAGUUGCUAAAAGCUCAGGACUGAAUAAAAUUGCAGAUGAUUAUAAUACAGCUGAAUGUCCUGUUUGCAGCGAAAAAAUCCACAUUGAAAUUUUGAAUGAACAUUUAGAUCAUUGUUUGGAGUUAAGUAAAGAAGAAAUCAAAGAAUGUAUUAUAUGUGGACAACAGGUUGCAAAUACUGAAUAUGAAGUCCAUACCACCAAGUGUACUGAAAAACAUUUUGGUGAGGAUGCUGACUUGGAUUAUGCUAAUAUUAGUAAAGAUGGUGAUGUGAUAGACCUAACUCAAAGCGAUUCCCACAAAAAACAAUGUCCUGCAUGUAAAGCUGAGCUGUCAAAUUUAGAAUAUGAUUGUCAUGUUGAACAGUGUUUACUAAAAAUGUAUGAUCAAUUGGAUGAAAAAUAUAAACUAAAUAAGGAUAUUAGAACAACUUGUGUAGCUUGUAGUAAGAAAAUAUUGAAGUCUGAAAUGGAUUAUCAUCUAGAAGAGUGUCUAGGUAUGAGUAAUAUAUUUGAUAUGACAAAUGUGCCUGUAGAAGAAAUUGAAGAUAUAGAAUCCAAUAAAUAUAACUGUCCUUUUUGUCUUAAUUUGGUUCUUGAGAGUGAGAUGCAAUGUCACUUGAACAUAUGCUUAAAAACUAAUGAAGAAAAUGAUAAAAGUAUUCUUAUUGAUUCAUUAUGCAGCAGUGAUUUUGAAAGUGAUUAAUUAUUUUUAAUAUACAGGGUUGUUCACCACAUACAACAUGGAGUAUUGUAGCUAAAUGAUUAGAUUUUUUCA
Messenger RNA from Sitophilus oryzae (rice weevil), 2342 nucleotides. RefSeq names its product sprT-like domain-containing protein Spartan. The coding region runs from base 204 to 2270 and encodes 688 amino acids. The record is from RefSeq and is a predicted model, not a curated record. Gene Ontology annotation, molecular function: single-stranded DNA binding; polyubiquitin modification-dependent protein binding; metalloendopeptidase activity. Lineage: Eukaryota; Metazoa; Arthropoda; Insecta; Coleoptera; Curculionidae. Gene Ontology annotation, biological process: DNA repair. Gene Ontology annotation, cellular component: nucleus. The transcript is spliced from 4 exons.